AUGGCCGAAGUCGGCGAGGACAGCGGGGCCCGCGCCCUCCUGGCGCUGCGCUCGGCGCCCUGCAGCCCCGUGCUGUGCGCCGCGGCCGCCGCGGCCGCCGCCUUCCCCGCCGCCGCCGCGCCCGCCGCGCCGCCGCCGCCGCCGCCCGGGCCCGCCGCCCCGUCGCCGCCGCCGCCCGCCCAGCCCCCGCCGCCGCCGCCGCCGCCGCCGCCGCCGCCGCCGCCCGGCGCGGCCGCCGCGGGCCCGGGGGGCGCCGAGGCCGAGGCGGGCGGCGCGGGCGGCGCGGCGGGCGAGGCCCUGGUGGCCGCCGCGGCCGCCUCGGUGCGCCGCAGCCCCGGGCCCGCGCUGGCGCGCCUGGAGGGCCGCGAGUUCGAGUUCCUCAUGCGCCAGCCCAGCGUCACCAUCGGCCGCAACUCGUCGCAGGGCUCGGUGGACCUGAGCAUGGGCCUGUCGAGCUUCAUCUCGCGGCGCCACCUGCAGCUCAGCUUCCAGGAGCCGCACUUCUACCUGCGCUGCCUCGGCAAGAACGGCGUCUUCGUGGACGGGGCCUUCCAGCGCCGCGGCGCGCCCGCCCUGCAGCUGCCCCGCCAGUGCACUUUCCGGUUCCCCAGUACAGCCAUCAAGAUUCAAUUCACAUCACUGCUGCAACAGGAAGAGGCCCCGGCAUCACCCCUCCGGCCACUGUACCCUCAGAUCUCCCCUCUGAAGAUCCAUAUUCCGGAGCCGGACCUCCGGAGUUUGGUCAGCCCCGUCCCAUCCCCAACCGGCACCAUCAGUGUUCCCAACUCCUGCCCGGCCAGUCCACGGGGAGCUGGAUCCUCCGGCUACCGCUUUGUCCAGAAUGUGACCUCAGACCUGCAGUUGGCAGCAGAAUUCGCCGCCAAGGCUGCCUCAGAGCAGCAGGCAGACACGUCUGGAGGGGACAGCCCCAAGGAUGAAUCAAAGCCGCCGUACUCAUACGCUCAGCUGAUUGUGCAGGCCAUCUCCUCCGCACAGGACAGGCAGCUAACACUAAGCGGCAUCUAUGCCCACAUCACCAAGCAUUACCCAUAUUACAGGACGGCUGACAAAGGCUGGCAGAAUUCUAUCCGACACAACCUCUCUUUGAACCGUUACUUUAUUAAAGUCCCCCGUUCUCAGGAGGAACCUGGGAAGGGGUCUUUUUGGCGAAUCGACCCUGCCUCAGAGGCCAAACUUGUGGAGCAGGCAUUCCGAAAACGGAGACAGCGCGGUGUUUCCUGCUUCCGGACCCCUUUUGGACCUCUGUCAUCACGGAGUGCUCCAGCCUCACCCACUCACCCUGGGCUAAUGUCCCCUCGUUCUAGUGGCCUGCAGACUCCAGAGUGCCUGUCUCGGGAGGGCUCACCCAUUCCACAUGACCCUGACUUUGGGUCAAAGUUAGCUUCUGUUCCAGAGUAUCGCUAUUCCCAAAGUGCACCUGGCUCUCCCGUCAGUGCCCAGCCAGUGAUCAUGGCUGUGCCUCCCCGACCUCCCAGUUUAGUGGCCAAGCCCGUUGCCUACAUGCCUGCCUCAAUAGUGACAGCUCAGCAGCCCUCUGGCCACGCCAUCCACGUGGUGCAGCAGGCCCCACCUGUCACCAUGCUCAGGGUGGUCACCACCUCCGCCAGCUCUGCCAACGGAUACAUCCUCACCAGCCAGGCUUCAGCAGGGGGCACCCACGAAGCAGCAGGCACAGCCGUGUUGGACCUGGGCAGUGAGGCCAGAGGCUUGGAAGAGAAAACCACCAUUGCAUUCGCCACCAUCCCUGCCACCAGCCGGGUUAUCCAGACAGUGGCCAGCCAGAUGGCCCCAGGAGUCCCCGGACACACAGUCACCAUUCUGCAACCAGCCACCCCAGUGACCAUCGGGCAGCACCAUCUUCCAGUCCGGGCCGUCACGCAGAAUGGGAAGCACGCCGUCCCCACUAACAGUUUAGCCGGCAGCGCUUACGCCCUCACCAGCCCCCUGCAGCUCCUUGCAGCCCAGGCUAGUUCAUCCACUCCAGUGGUGGUCACCCGGGUGUGUGAGGUGGGGCCUGAGGAGCCAGCGGCAGCAGUAGCAUCAGCAGUCACCACCACCACCACCCCAGCCACUGCCAGCACCACCUCCACCUCUGCCUCUUCCACCGGGGAGCCCGAGGUCAAGCGGUCCCGAGUGGAGGAGCCCAGUGGAACUGUGACCACGCAGGCUGGGGUAAUCACAGCUGCUGGCCCGCAGGCUCCGGGCUCCGGGGAAUGAAGUCACCUGCGUGUAGGUGGAGCAGGACGCAUGCCGCAAGAAUUCUGGAGCUGGAUCGCAAUGCUGACAGCGCUGCCGCUCCUGGAUGUGGGGAGAAAACUCCACGCUGCGGAAGCACGGUGCCAAACAGACAGGAUGGCCUCCAUCUACCUGCACCUGGACACACUCAUCCUCCUUUCCAUUCUCUCUCCUGCCCCUGCUCUGGUUCCAAACAAAACAUAUAAACAAGUUCAGACAGCUGAUUGUAUGAUUCUGGGAAUUCUUUGUUUUUAUUUCCUUCUCCCUUAGCACACCAUCUUCUCUCCCCAGGCCUGUGUCAAGGGCAUGGGAGAAGGUCUAGCAGCGUCUCAAGGAAUGUAUCACAGCAGACCUGGCCACACGCAGAGGCAAAAAUCUGGAGCAAACUGCUUCCCUGGGAGGACCAACAGACAUACAGCCUGGGACACACGGGCCCUCCGCAAGAAAGGACAGGACCAGGGAUAAAUCCCCAUUUGUGAUCAAUUUGAACAGGCCAGAGAAAGACAAGAACGGCCGAAUUUCAGACUGUUUCAUGGUGUUUUCUCCCUAAAAGUGACAGAAAAUAUUGGCAUUAAUCAGGGGAGGGGGGUUCAGUUUGGCUUUGCACCCCAAGCGUGUCUUGUUUAAAUGUGGAGCCUGGGAGUCACAUCAAACUGAGACAAAAAAGGAAUCAUCUGUCUUUGGGGUUUUCAUCUGUGGACGGUGUAACACGUUGGGUCUGGGAUUCCUUCAAGAGUAAAUCUGCCGCUCUGUCUGUUAACUUCAAGAAAGAUUGACGGCUUGAGGCAGAAAACUGUGAAAGAGCAGCUGGGAGCCAGCGUCCCCCCUGCAGUGCUGGCUGUGCCCAGAUUGCAGGGCCGUGGAACUGCAGGCUGGUGCUCCUGGUGGCUGAGGGUGGGCAGGGGGACCUUCACACCCAUGUUUCUCCCAAAACAGUAGGACCUGCCCCGUGUUCUCUGCUUCUGAUGCCCUGGUGCCAGCAUACCACUCUCGGGAUCCGUGCUGAGUGUCGGCUGCUCAUGCCGCUUUCUCAUCUGGUUCGUUGUCUUCACCACCCAAAACCCAUCUGCUGUUUUAAAUUGGAACUAAUUCUCCUGCCGGCAGCACCAGUGGCUCUGAGGUAGGUCAGCAGCAGCUGGGAGCAGGCUGUUCUCCCACCCCCAGCUCCUGCUGACUCUGUCGAUCUUGUCUCCUGGGGUGGGGGGACCACCUUUGUGCACAGAUGCCCAGCACCAUCGGCAGCUGUCACCAGGCAAGAGGUGCAUGGGACCAUCUGAUGUGCAGCCCAAGUUGGGGGUCUCACUGCUCCUGGAGAACAUUCUCAGGAAAUGCUAAGAUCACCUCUGUGAAGUUAUGGUGCACCUGGCCGGAAGCCUGGGCAUUGGUUUGGUGGUGGACACAACUGAAAAACAGCAAGCUGCAUGGAGCUCGAGAGUCAUAGAGACAAUGGUUUUAGCCUCUUACCAGCAAAGCUGCUUCCUCAACCCGAGGGAACCUCAGUCUCGGUAAAAUCUGAGGGGAAGGGCACAGGCUGCAAGACCACCCUGGCCAACAGCACUAGCUCAAAACCGGGGGGGGGG
Messenger RNA from Talpa occidentalis (Iberian mole), 3836 nucleotides. It is a transcript of the gene FOXK1, whose product is annotated as forkhead box K1. The record is from RefSeq and is a predicted model, not a curated record. Gene Ontology annotation, biological process: regulation of transcription by RNA polymerase II. Gene Ontology annotation, molecular function: RNA polymerase II cis-regulatory region sequence-specific DNA binding; protein binding; DNA-binding transcription factor activity, RNA polymerase II-specific. Bases 1 to 2238 code for a protein of 745 amino acids. Lineage: Eukaryota; Metazoa; Chordata; Mammalia; Eulipotyphla; Talpidae. The transcript has 9 exons.